Ctenopharyngodon idella (grass carp) is the source of this 3514-nucleotide messenger RNA. RefSeq names its product adhesion G protein-coupled receptor F4. The transcript has 10 exons. NCBI's taxonomy places the organism in Eukaryota, Metazoa, Chordata, Actinopteri, Cypriniformes, Xenocyprididae. The record is from RefSeq and is a predicted model, not a curated record. The coding region runs from base 1 to 3171 and encodes 1056 amino acids. Gene Ontology annotation, cellular component: membrane. Gene Ontology annotation, biological process: cell surface receptor signaling pathway; G protein-coupled receptor signaling pathway. Gene Ontology annotation, molecular function: G protein-coupled receptor activity.
AUGCAAGUUUUCUUCAUUUUAUUUACCACCAUCAGCAAUAACACCAUCAACACCAUCACCAUCAACACCAUCAACAACAACACUAUCAACACCAUCACCAUCAACGCCAUCCCCAUCAACAACAACACUAUCAACACCAUCACCAUCAACACCACCACCAUCAAUAACAACACCAUCAACACCAUCAACAACAACACUAUCAACACCAUCACCAUCAAUAACAACACCAUCACCAUCAACACCACCACCAUCAGCAACAACACCAUCAACAACAACACUAUCAACAACAACAUCAUCAACACCACCACCAACAACAACAUCAACACCAUCACCAUCAACACCAUCACCAUCAACAACAACACCAUCAACAACAACACUAUCAACACCAUCACCAUCAACACUACCACCAUCAACACCAUCACCAUCAACACCAUCACCAUCAAUAACAACAUUAUCAACACCAUCACCAUCAACAACACCACCAUCAACAACACCAUCAACAACAACACUAUCAACACCAUCACCAUCAACAACACCACCAUCAACACCACCAUCAACAACAACACCAUCAACAACAACACUAUCAACACCAUCACUAUCAACACCACCACCAUCAACACCAUCACCAUCAAUAACAACAUUAUCAACACCAUCACCAUCAACCACACCACCAUCAACACCAUCACCAUCAACACCAUCAACAACAUCAUCGACACCAUCACCAUCAACACCACCACCAUCAACAACAACACCAUCACCAUCAACACCACCACCAUCAACAACAACAAUACCAACACCACCACCACCAACAACAACACCAUCACCAUCAACAACAACACCAUCAACACCACUGCCAUCAACAACAACACCAUCACCAUCAACAAGAACAACGAAAACAACAGCAUCAGCAACAACACCAUCAACAACAACACCAUCAACAACAUCAUCAACACCAUCAACACCACAAACACCAUCAUCAACACCACCACCAUCAUCAACAUCAUCAACACCAUCGCCAUCAACACCAUUGCCAUCAACAAAAACACCAUCAACACCACAAACACCACCAACACCAACACAAACACCAUCAACACCAACACCAUCAACAACGAAAACAACAGGCCUGGUAGUGUUAUAGCAGACUAUACAAUAAAUGCAACAUCCAGCAACCUUAAUUUUACAGCAGCAAACACAGCAGUCACUGAGUCUCUAAAGACGGAAGGAGUUGUUUUAUCUGAAAAUGCUUUUGCUCAAAGUGAUUUUGACUGUAGAGAUGAAGAAAUUGGACUUGGAAAUACAAACGAAGAAAAGACAGGAAUCUGUAGAAGUGGCUUUAAAGGCACCAUUAUUUACAAUUGUUCAAUACCUGUUUGGACACCAGUACAGGACAACUGUGUACUUGAAGUUAUCUUCAACCUUAAAAACAGAGUUGAGACAUUGCUUGUGGUGGAGAUUCCACAGUUUAUGGCUGAACUCAGUAGUGCCACAGCACAGAAUAAUGUUAAUAUAACACAGUCUCCUGCUACUGUCCGAACUAUUGUGGAUAUACUCUUUAAAAUUGCUGAUUUGUCACAAGCUACUUUAAUAAAUAGCAUUGUGAUGGAAAAUUACCUAAAAACAGUGAACAUCAUUGUAUCAGUUAAUGCCAGUGGUACAUGGAACAAACUGAACAACGGAAACACCACAGAAAACACCAGCAUUCGACUUCUGGACGCUAUUGAGAAGAUAAGUGACCGUCUCAAAGAUGAGUUUGCGAUUAAUGAAACAUCAAUUCAGCUGAAUAGAAUUACAAUUGAAAACUCAUUCAGUAUAACAUCAACACUGCCAAACUCAACUACAGAGAUUGUAAUACCACAGGUUCCUAAUGUGACUAUUGUAACUAUCAUAAUCUUCACAACUCUUGACAAUGUCCUACCUACUCGUGAUACUAGUGGUAAAAAUUACACUAAUAAUUCAUUUGUGCGCAUCAAUGGAGAUGUGGUUGUUGUUAAGGUGGACCAAACAAUUAACAACAUUUCUUUUACAUUUGACAUUACUAAUCAGUCUUUGGGAAAUCCUCAGUGUGUCUUUUGGAACUUCAAUCUUGACGGAUGGGAUUCCACUGGAUGUGAAGUAAAACCCUCAGCGAACCAAACAAGCAAGAUUACAUGUGAAUGCAACCACACAACCUCUUUUUCAAUCCUAAUGUCACCGUUUUCCCUUGGUCACACAGCCUUAGCCUAUAUAACUUACAUUGGUGUAGCUAUUUCAAUGGCCAGCUUGAUUUUGUGCCUCAUUAUUGAGACUAUUGUAUGGAAGUCAGUGUCAGGAAAUGACACGUCCUACGUGCGACAUGUCUCCAUGGUCAACAUUGCCGUGUCCCUGCUGAUCGCAAACAUCUGUUUUAUCAUUGGAGCCGCAAUCACAGAAAAAGAGCAGCCAACCUCAGUGGUUCGCUGCAGUCCAGCUGUUUUCUUCAUGCACUUUUUUUACCUGGCUCUUUUCUUCUGGAUGUUGAUUUCAGCACUGUUUCUCUUUUACCGUACAGUCAUGGUCUUGUCCCAAAUGUCAAGGUUCAAAAUGAUGGCCAUUGCCUUCAUAGUCGGUUAUGGUGCACCUUUGCUCAUAGCGGCCAUUACUGUUGCGUCAACAGCUGGAUCUCAAAAAUAUAUUUCCAAAAGCGCAUGCUGGUUGAACUGGUUUGAAUCAAAGGCCCUGCUGGCAUUUGUGAUUCCAGCUCUCACUAUUGUAGCCAUAAACCUUGUGAUUUUGAUUGUAGUCCUGUAUACGAUGUUGAGGAGAGGAAUUGGUGCUGCAACUCUACCAGAUGAGAAACAUGCCCUGGUGGUCAUUGCCCGAUGUGUGGCUAUAUUGACUCCCAUCUUUGGUCUAACAUGGGGAUUUGGAAUUGGAACCAUGGUGUCACCAGACUUUGGUGUUCAUGUGGUGUUUGCACUCCUCAAUUCACUGCAGGGAUUCUUUAUUUUGGUGUUUGGAACGCUUUUAGACAGCAAGAUCCGUGAGGCACUGGCAGGAAGGCUGUCACUUAGGAACCUUACCAGCUCUAUCCAUACCAGGAGUACUAGUACAGGACCAUCAUCUUCAAGCAGACUGGGUUUGUUUCGAAGGAAACGAAGGAGAAAUGUGUACAAUGUAUCUGAAGCCAGCAGUUUCUCAGCAGCAACCUCUUGAAACAUCUCCAGUGGCUCUGAUACUUUAUUGAAUACAUAAUCAACAACUUUAUUAACUUAAGUCUACAUCAUUAACAAAAAACAACUUCUCCAAAAGUGUUUCCUACAUUACAAAUAUAUGUAAACUGCAUUUUCUGUUUCUGGUUUCUGGGAAGAACUGUUCUGAAGUCCUUUAAAAAAAAAAUCAGAUUACAAUUUACAGAUUUGAUAUGUAAAUAAGGGUACAUUUUAGAAUAAUAAUGACGUGGUUUGUGGCAUGAUAAGAUGUGCUUUCAUAUGGGUCUAGAGCAAUAGCUUUGUUAUUUGUUUCGUGUAAUGUAUUUUUUGUUUGCCAUUUUAAAUGA